Closterium sp. Naga37s-1 is the source of this 2058-nucleotide messenger RNA. The record is from the annotation of a GenBank genome assembly. NCBI's taxonomy places the organism in Eukaryota, Viridiplantae, Streptophyta, Zygnematophyceae, Desmidiales, Closteriaceae.
AUGGCGGCACACAGGACUUGUCACCUCGCGCUUGCUUCUCACCCGCUCUCGCUUCCUGUUACCACCGCACGCCCCUCCGCUUCCUCCGCCUCCUCCCCUUCCGCCGGUCCCUCCGUUCCCUCUCCCGCGGACCGUUUCCUCCGCUCUCCCGCUGCUGGACUGGCGCCGAUUUUCCGCAGCUCCCUCUCUCUUCCGCGCGCUUCGGCGCGUGGCUCGUGUAUACACCCGCUCUCCUCCCCUCUCUUCACCCCGCGGGGAAGGGGAGGCGGGCGGAGUGGGGAGAGGGCGGGUGCGGUGAGAGUGCGCGCGGGGAGGAGUGAGACGGAGGAGGCGCAGGGCGGUGCGGGGGCUAUGCCGACUCAAAGCGUGCGCGAUUUGCAGAGGGUGUGUGCUCCAUGUGUCUUCUCCACCUUCUCCCCUGCCCCCACCCCACCCCCUCGUCCGUCCUGUCUUCCCGCUCUUCGCCGCUUUCUUACCUCCUCUCUUCGCUCCUCUCUUCUCUCCUUUCUUCGCCCUUCGUCCUCCCUCUCUUUUCUCCCUCACUUCCCACUCUCUUGCCCGCUCCUUCCCUCUAUCUUCCCGCUCUCCAUUUCCUUUUCUUCCCCCUCCAUCCUCUUCUUCCUCACCUCUCCCUCUCUUCCCCCUUCUCUUCCCCUCUCUUCCGCCCUCUCUUCCCCUUUAUUUUCCCCUCUUCCAACGCUCUUGUCCCUCCUCACUCGUCCCUCCUUCCCUCCUCUUUUCCCCCUCUUCCACCCUUUCCUCCCCCUCUUGUCCCCGUCUUUCCCCCUCUCUUCCUUUCUCUCCUUCCCCCUCUCUUCCCUGCUCUUUCUUCUUCUCAUCCCCCUCUCUUUCCUGCUCUUUCCCCUCUUAUCCCCCUCUCUUCCCUGCUCUUUCCCCCUCUCACCCCCCUCUCUUCCCUGCUCUUUCCCCCUCUCAUCCCCCUCUCUUCCCCCUCUCUUCCCCCUCUCUUCCCCCUCUCUUCCCCCUCUCUUCACCCUCUCUUCCCCCUCUCUUUCCCUCGCUUCCUCCCUCUCUCAUCCCCCUCUCGUCCCUGCUCUUUCCCUCUCUUUCCCCCUCUCUUCCCCGUCUCUUCCCCCUCUCUUCCCCCUCUCUUCCCCCUCUCUUCCCCCUCUCUUCCCCCUCUCUUCCCCCUCUCUUCCCCCUCUCUUCCCCCUCUCUUCCCCCACGCUCCCCCCUCUCUUCCCGCCUCUCUUUUCCUCUCAUCUUCCUCCUACUUAUGCUGGGUUAGCAACAGCUGCCGUUGCUGGAGCACAGCUGGCGGGUCUUGAUUGGUCCGGAGGGUUCCAGCUGUCGCUACAAGGAGUGCUAGACGGAUUCGCCUUCUCUGCUCCUGCCAUCGCCCUUGUUCUUGCACUCUUCCAGGAUCGAGUGGCGGAGCGGUGGGAGGUGGUGAGGGCAGUGCGGGACGCGGACGACGAGGAGGCAGAGGAGUUUUUCCAGGGCAUGGCAGCGUGGCAGUACACCAUCGUGGCAGUCUCGGCCGCGCUAUCAGAAGAGCUCUUCUUCCGCGCUGCCCUGCAGGCCUUCCUCACUCGCGCUCUGCUGCUCUCUGGCGCGCCCUCGCUUGACGCCCCCGUCGUCGGCAUGGCUGCUCUGACGGGCUGUCUGCCAUCCAUGGCGCCUUGCACGCAGUUCUGUGCCGCCACACUCACAGCAGCGCUCGCCGGCACGCUGCACUACGCAAUGGCUCUGCCCAGAGAUGCUGUCAUUGUCGUCACCCAGUCAUACAGUCUCGGGGAGCUGCGCUCCGCAAUGAGGGCAUGGCAUGAACGGCAGGAGCACCAGAAGAUCUACCCACCCAUGUUUGCGUCUUUGCUAAGCCUUUACUACGGCAUUGAGUGGGUCAUGACAGGCAAUCUCGUUGCGCCCAUGCUCACGCACGCCCUCCUGAACCUCGUGAUUCUGCACAUGAGUCUUGUACGAGUGGGUGAAAACCGCAAGCCCCCAGUGGCCCCAACACACCCACCGCAGCCACCGCAAUCACCUCUGCCUGCCCAGCCGACUCAGCCGACCCAGCCUGCAAACAAGACGCUCUGA